CUCUCUUUCCUCGACGCGAACAGCGGCGGUAUCGACCGACAAAGCAGCGCAGGGAACGUCUCGCGCUACCUCGACUACCGACAACUCCUACCAUCUACAACUCCGGGCGUCACUUCCCCACAAUCACCGCUGUCCCCAAUGUCCGGCACAACGUGUAUCAUUUGUCUUGAAGAUGCACAAUCCCCGGUUGUCGUCCCGUGUGGCCACAUUCACUGCGAGGCGUGCCUCAUAAAAUGCGUCGAGCUAUGCAACAACGCUGUCGAGUGCCCCUGCCCGACGUGUCGAGCUCCUUUUACGAUCGCGACCCUGGAUCUCCGGUUCGUGCCGCAGAAAUACCAUGCAUUCAUACAGCCCGCAGUGCGGCGCGUGUAUCCUUCGCCUUCCGACGUAGUGCAGACUCUCGAAAAGCGGAAUGACAAGCUUCAGACGGACAACACUCGGUUCCGCGAGAGGAUUGACGUCCUGAAGCGCAAGAAUGAUCACCUACAACGCGAUAAACAGCGGCUUAUGGAUACGUGCGAAGCUAGCCAAGCCGCUGUCGCUAAUUACCGCGAGAAGGAGCGUCAGUUACGCGACGACCUCGAGACCGUCUCGGAAGAGAAUGGCGUGCUGGAGCUCGAGGUCGCUGAUUGGGAGAAGAAGUAUAGGGACGUCAAAGAGAAAUACAGCAAGCUGAAGAAGCUGCUUGCGGAAGACAAGCAGCGCCCGUCUUCAUCGCACGCUAAAAAGCGUAGCAGCACCCAAGCAGCACUUGAAUACUCGCCCGGCGAGGGGCCCUCAGAUUUGGGUGACAAGAACGAUCGCAGGCUCAUCAUACCGAUGCUAAAACGCCCACGACUGGCGGGCGGCAGACGUUCCGCGCCCAUAGACGUCGAUGCCGCGCACCGGAUCGACAACCGCGGCGCCUCCGCCUCAGGCACAGCGGUGGCAUACGUCGGCAGACGGCCGCUACCGCUGCGGCUGGGUAGCCCUUCCGUCUUCGACAUCAUUAAGGUCAGCAGCCUCGACGUCAGUCAGGAGCUUGACGACGAGGAGAGAGACGGUCCAAGCAAAGCCCGGCACUACUACCCGCACGAGAACUCUCAGCAAUCGUCUUCGCAGGCUUCUUCCUCCGGUCAGGCGCCACCACAUGCUCAGCCAUCGCACGCCACACAGGCGGGGCCCAGCCGCUUCGCGGAAUAUCCCCCCGCGCCAGUGCCACGAAGGUCCGCAGCACCGCCAGCGGAGGCGCGGGGUACUCCACCCCGAUGGGACGUCUUCGAGUCCGACGACGGCAGCCAAGGCAACCUCGACUUUUCGCUUGGGAGCUCGCCAGCGUUCCCGCCUCUUGAGGGCGAGGGUGAGGUCCAGGGAAGGGCAUACAUUUUCCGCGGGAGACGGGUGAGGAGGGUGUUCGCUGAUGCAUGACUGUGAGCUUGCGCAUGUGGUGCGGCUGUAUUUCCAGCUAUGCUCCGGGCCGAUAUAUGCAUUGGUGUCGUACAUGCUCUAUCCUUUCUUCGUUCUUUGCUCGGCUCGCCUUUGCUCUGUUCCAUGUCUGGCCAUGUAUGGUCGCCAUCUUAUGCCGUCUCACGUUCUAGUCUACUGUCUUAUCACUAUGUCCUAUGUAUCUAAUGUUCUGCAUGCAUAUCUCGAGUAUUUGACAGACUUUUCGUUGAU
This is a messenger RNA of Phanerochaete carnosa HHB-10118-sp, 1656 nucleotides long. RefSeq lists its product as uncharacterized. Bases 139 to 1407 code for a protein of 422 amino acids. Lineage: Eukaryota; Fungi; Basidiomycota; Agaricomycetes; Polyporales; Phanerochaetaceae. The transcript is spliced from 3 exons. The record is from RefSeq and is a predicted model, not a curated record.